GUUGAAGAUGUUUACACAGGGUCCCUGUGGAAUGCUCAACUUUGGUGCUUGGUUGUGAUGGCAGUGAGGGAGCACUGUGGAUCUUCAGUAAAAUAAUCAUUUAUCUGGCUUUUAAUAUUUUCUCAUUUCUUUUGUUGUUGCUGGUAAGGGUGAGAAGCAAAGAAAAAACUACCCAGCAGUGUGAGAAUUCAAAUUGUCAUUAUUUUCCUGUGUACUUCAGAGGGUUUGCAAGGCACUUUGCCUUUUUGAAGUGGCUAACCUUCACUUUUGACAACACUUGGGCACUUAAGGAGACUUCAGGACAUCUUCAACCAACUGAAAUAUUUUUAGGCAUCAGAACAAAAACCAUCCAGAGUAACCAAUGAAAGCGAGUGAAACGAUGAGUAGCAGUCUUAAGGAUGAGUUUCAUCAAGAGGAAUUAGUUUCUCUUGGAAUUGGAGGAAAGGGAAGGUUUCUCAAGGGGAAGGUUUGCAAUAUGUUGCUGUUUUAAGUGGCAAUGUGUAAAGCCUAAAUCUUAGAGGAGCCACUGUGGUUGACUGUGAGUCUUCACCCACUCAUCCAAACAGCAGUAAAAUGACUGUACUGAAAGAAUUCGUGCUUCUAACUGGGAACUUCCUUGAGGCUUGGUUGCAGCUCUUCAAAAGUGACAGCUGGAUGGGGCUGGACUUGGACUGGUGCCUAGCAAGGCUUUGGGGUGGUGAAGUGCUCUCUGAGGGCAGCCCAGAUGACUCAGGAGCCUGUGCACAGCCUUGGGUGACAACCUUGAUUCUCACAACCAACUCGCAGAAACUGAGCACCAGGACCAGACAUUGAGGCAAUUCUGUUUUGUUCUAGUUUUACUUUUCUCUUUCAGGGCAGCCCCCCUCCUCCUUCCUUCUAAAUUGUUUUCUCCGCUCAGUUGAGUCUCAAAGCCUUUCUCCUGCUUGUCUUGAACAGCUGGAAUGUCUCUGCACUGAAUGAACAGGCAAGGAGCAUGACGUGGUGGGACCCUGGAAGGGUCUCAGGCUCCAGGAGGAACAACCCAUCCAUCUCACCUGCAAUGCUGGGAGCCAGGGACGUUUAAGAGCGCCUCAGAUGGCUGCCUGCAGCCUGCCCCUGGGACUGUGGCUCCUGCUGCUUCUCCACGAUGUCCAGACAACCCCCCAGGCAUCAUUAACCCCACCUCAUUCCUGUAAUACACUAGAGAAUUGGUUCUAUGACGAAGCUUCACAAAACUGCUGUUACCGGUGUCCCUCAGGCUAUAUUAAAAAGAAAGCAUGUCCUCGGGAUCCAGCUGAAGACUGCAUGACAUGUGGACCUGAUCAAUAUUUGAACAAUAUAUUCUCAAAGCCACAGUGUGAUGCCUGUGUGUCAUGCUCAAAAGAACCGGACCUGGUGGAGAAGCAGCCCUGCUCCCUCACCUCCAGCCGCACGUGCGAGUGCCGGCCCGGCCUGUUCUGCCAAACGUCUGCCACCAACACCUGCAUGCGCUGCCGGCACCACUCUGCUUGCAAGCCCGGCUUUGGGGUCAAAAUCAGGGGCACCCCAGAAAAUGAUGUCAUUUGUGAAGAGUGCCCUCCUGGGACCUUUUCUGAUCAAAGCUCCAGCACAGACAUCUGCAAACCCCACACCGACUGUGCCAAGUUGAAUAAAGUAACGCUAAGGAAAGGAAAUGCCACACAUGAUCAAGUUUGCCUGGACCAGUUGCCCACUUACCUCACCCCAAGCACUUUGUCCGUGAGAUUCAGCCAUGAAACAAAUAACUCUGACCUGAGGAUGUUUAAGGAGAACCUGGUGACCUCUGGUGACCUUCUAAGUGUCACCACAGCUGAAAACCCCAGUUCAACUCCUGAGGAGAAAGCUCAGGCUGGCACAUCUCCCACCAAAGCUAAGGGGGAGAUGACAAUAGGAGGUGUGGUGCUUUGGGCAGUGGUUCUCUCUGUGACAGUGCUUCUUGGGGCCUUGCUCAUCCUCUGGAAAUGGAAGGUUUGCAAGAAGCGGAUCCUGGUCCUCAGAAGAAAGCGUUCGGAUCUCGUGAACAAAUGUGCAAAGAUCAUACUGACCACUGACAGUGGGCCAGAAGAGGAGGAGUUAAUUGACAGAACGCUUCCUUUGGAAACCAACAAUAACUUGGUGUCCAGCACAGAAAAAGCCCAGAGUCCUCACUGGAGUGGGACUGAUGUGACACCAAGCAGUGGCAAUGCCCCAGACUGCCCUGUGGAUUCUCGAGUCAGAGACCACACAAAUAACAGGAUUGAAAAGCUCUACAUCAUGAAGGCCGACACUGUUAUCGUGGGCUCUGUCUCAGAAGUGCCCAGUGGCAAGAACUGUGCUCUUAGAGGAUGGGAAAGUAACCUGGAGGCCCAGGAAAGCAUGGAAGAGGAACUGGAAAUGCACUACCCAGAGCAGGAAACAGAGUCUUUUCCAGGGAAUGAUGUAAUGGUUCCUGUGGAAGAGGAGGGGAAGGAAUUUCACCACCCUACCACUGCCACUGAGAAGUGA
Messenger RNA from Prinia subflava (tawny-flanked prinia), 2481 nucleotides. Its product is annotated as tumor necrosis factor receptor superfamily member 8-like. NCBI's taxonomy places the organism in Eukaryota, Metazoa, Chordata, Aves, Passeriformes, Cisticolidae. Gene Ontology annotation, molecular function: protein binding. The transcript has 10 exons. Bases 1075 to 2481 code for a protein of 468 amino acids. The record is from RefSeq and is a predicted model, not a curated record.